Messenger RNA from Pestalotiopsis fici W106-1, 999 nucleotides. RefSeq lists its product as uncharacterized. NCBI's taxonomy places the organism in Eukaryota, Fungi, Ascomycota, Sordariomycetes, Amphisphaeriales, Sporocadaceae. The record is from RefSeq and is a predicted model, not a curated record. Gene Ontology annotation, cellular component: cytosol. Gene Ontology annotation, biological process: triglyceride catabolic process. The transcript has a single exon. Gene Ontology annotation, molecular function: sterol ester esterase activity; triacylglycerol lipase activity. The coding region runs from base 1 to 999 and encodes 332 amino acids.
AUGGAAAUUAAACAACACAUACCUCGGGCCCUCACAUUCGACCCAGAGUAUGCCGAAUGGCGCAAACCAUUCGGCAACCUCACCAAUGUUCCGCUAUGCAAGACCGUGAGAGAAAUGCGAAAGUACAACGACACCUUUACUCGAGUAGUAUGGGCCCAAAUGCCACCCCAGCCGACAAUUAAACGCAAAGUGUACCGAAUCCCUUCCUACGAUGGCGUAGAGUUGGAAAUCACCCGCUUCGCAACCACAGAGCAGCUCGAGAGCCCAACGCCUCUGCCGGCGUGGCUCCAAUUCCACGGCGGCGGCGUCUGCGCGCUGAGCAUUGAGAUUUAUGCACCACUCCUGGCCAAGCAGGCGGCCGAGUCUGGUGCGCAGCUGCUUGCCGUCGAGUACCGCCUGGCGCCCGAGCACCCUGCCCCGGGCCCCGUGGAGGACUGCUACGCGGCGCUGCGCUGGGUGUCAGAGCAUGCGGCCGAGCUGGGCCUUGACGCGGCGCGGUUGGGCCUCAUGGGCGACAGCGGCGGCGGCGCCCUCGUGGCCGGCUGUUCGCUCAUGGCCCGGGAUCGCGGUCUCGAGCCCCCCGUCGCCCGCCAGCUCAUGACCUACCCCAUGCUGGACGAUCGGACCAUAAAGCGCCUCUCGCCGCAGAAUCCGCAGGCCCCGCUCGUUUCGCUUCCGCUCGGGACCCUGGCCAUGUGCUGGGAGGCGUAUGUCGGAAAGGACAAGGCGGGCAGCCUGGAUGAGGGGGCCGUCAGCCCCUACGUGGCCCCGGGUCGGGCUACGGACCUCUGCGGUCUGCCGCCCACUUAUAUUGACGUGGGCUCCCUCGAUUUGUUCCGAGACGAGUGCGCCAUGUUUGCUGCCAGGCUGGCGGCGGCCGACGUCGAUAUUGAGUUUCAUCUCUUUAGCGGCGUGCCGCAUGGGUUCGAAGCAGCCAGCGAAAUAAGCAUUACCAAGAUGGCUCUGGAAAGACGAUACCGCUUCAUGAGAAACUUGUAA